Molecule: messenger RNA, 2004 nt
Organism: Dromaius novaehollandiae (emu)
Lineage: Eukaryota; Metazoa; Chordata; Aves; Casuariiformes; Dromaiidae
Exons: 3
Coding region: 175-651 (158 amino acids)
Source: RefSeq, a predicted model, not a curated record
AAAAGCCUUGGAAGACCAAAUCAGGUGGACUAAACUGGACACAGCAAAGCACCACUUGGAGCCAGCCAGUAGGAACCAUUAGGCUGCUGUGUCCACAGUGCUCCACGGAAAUUAAAAUCCAGCAAAGAUGGUGUGAGAAGGAAUGAAAAAAGGCAAAUAGCUCUCAGACCACUGAUGGGGGGGGGAGAAGAAGAGGAAGAAGAAGAAGAAGAAGAGGAAGAAGAAGAGGAAGAAGAAGAAGAAGAGGAAGAAGAGGAAGAGGAGGAAGAAGAAGAAGAGGAAGAGGAGGAAGAAGAAGAAGAAGAGGAAGAAGACGCGAGGACAAGCAGUGGUCAGCCAACAGCCAAAUUUCGCAUGCUCCCUGGAAGGAAAAGCGCUGGAAAGAGUCAUUGCUGGCAUGGACCGUACUCAUCAGGAGGAGCACAGAAGCCUGCUCUGCCAUCGCGCCCGUGUACCCACAGCACUGCUGUUCUUGGGCAAGAGCAUGGGGUGGGUGCUGUUGUGACCACCUCCUGGACCAGCAUCCCCAGGGAGAGGAGGCUCUAUGUGGAAAAGCCAAGGCAUGUUAAAGGCGUUGUUUCAGUACCAGUAUUGGACUUUUUUUUUAAAGUCAAAUUUUUACCCGCAGCUACCUCUCAUUAUUCCUGUUAAUAUUGGAUGGUAGCAAAGCUGGAAUAACUCUCAGAGUCUUUUAGUUUUGUGUUGUUAGCCUUUUGACCCUAUCAGCUAGCAAAAUGCUGGUCGUAUAGUAAUUACACAGAUGAUGGUUUCAGUCUAUCAAAGGUAAAUUUUUGGUAAUGCCCUUUUCAUGGUGUGUAUAUGUGGCUGACUAGCACAUUUUUAAAAUUUUAAAUGCAUAGGAAUGCCCCCUAUCUCUUUCUUAUGACUUCCUCUCCUCCAGGCCUCUAAAGAGAAGCAGUUACUCUUUAUUUUCGCUAUCUCAUUGUCAGGCAGCUAGGUCAAAGAGGUAUGAUCUACAUGUUGUUCUGACAAUGUUUUCAGGCUGCCAAUUUGUAUGCCGCAUGCAAUCCUAACUUUGUUUAAUAAACAACAUGUAUUUCAGAGUGGAGAGCAUCUUAGCUGUGCUCAAUGUAUUGCGUAUUCACAGUUCAGCUGCCUAUAACCCUGUGUUUAUAUGUUAUAUGCUUUGUCUAAUGCAGAUAAAGCUUGUUGUCAGGGCUACAAUUUUCUGUCUAUGUAUCUGUCUGUUUUGAUGCUUGCAGGGCACCAAUUUCAAUUAUAUCUAGAUGUCGAGCACAUUAAGAUAAGUGAAAAAAAAUCAGUCAGUACAAACACUUAAGGGACUGUACUCUUGCCAUUGGGUUGAUAUUAAUGCAUGUGAUAUAUAUGUAUGUGUAUACAUAAAUAUAUAGUGUGUCUGUGUAUGUACAUAUAUAAAAUACGAAAUUAAUUUAAGCUUAUCUGAUAGAACAAAUCACAUUAAUUUAAGUAGGUGUUGAAUGGACUUCCUUAAGCCACUCAGGAAAUGUAUUUACAACCUGACCUGAAGCAGCCCCACUAUAGCUUUUCUGGGCCUCUUUUGUGGAGACCCUGCCAAGUAUUCAUUCCCCAGGCACAUGACAAUUUUCUAUAUAAAGAAUGGCUUUAAAAAUAACACUUGUGUACCUCUUAGAUUCAGCUGUUCUUUUUUGCAGUGGAAAACUCAACGCUGUGAUGACAUAUAUUCCCACUGAGGAAAAUAUUUAUUCUCCGUGCUUUACAAAAUGUAGUGCAUACAGUCUGGAUGAUGAUUUGGGACCACAUCUAUCUGAAAUGUCUGAAACAUGAAAUGAAACACUUGUGUUGGUUGGUCAGACCCUAUCUAUAACAGAGCAAAGUACAGAAGGCGCAUGCAUGGGAAUAUCAUUCACAUCCUCCUUCCUUAUAUUUGAAAUAGAACCUGACAUGCUUUGUAUUUGUUCACUUUCUUUUGUGCUUAUUUUCAGUGCUGUACAAACUAUUUGAUAAGCAUAUCACCAGUGAAUAGAAAACUAUAUAGCUGUA